This is a messenger RNA of Medicago truncatula (barrel medic), 1535 nucleotides long. RefSeq names its product zinc finger CCCH domain-containing protein 20. Lineage: Eukaryota; Viridiplantae; Streptophyta; Magnoliopsida; Fabales; Fabaceae. Bases 67 to 1200 code for a protein of 377 amino acids. The transcript has a single exon. Gene Ontology annotation, molecular function: metal ion binding. The record is from RefSeq and is a predicted model, not a curated record.
CUUGUCUCUGUUUUGUAAACAUCUAUAGAUAAAACCGAAAACACUUCACAACACAAAAUCCACAAAAUGAUGCUGAGAGCUAAUCCAACGGUUCAUGUUCCUCCUUGGCCGAAUCAUGAUGAUCCAACAGCUGAGAUUCUUUCUUCUUGUUUCGGUUAUGAUAACAAUAACAUUGCCGGUGAUUUCACCGGCGCCGGAGAUUACACUGCCGGAGAUUUUUCCACCGGUGAUUACUCUUCCGGUGAUUACUAUCUCCGAGAAGCACUUGCAGCGCUUCAACGUUAUCUUCCGUCAAACGAGUUCAACGAUUCUGAUUUAGAAUCUCCGGCGACGGCGGCGGCGGAUUCAACGGUGGAUGCAUAUUCAUGCGAUCAUUUCCGCAUGUACGAGUUCAAGAUAAGAAGAUGCGCACGUGGAAGAUCACAUGACUGGACGGAGUGUCCAUACGCACAUCCCGGCGAGAAAGCACGCCGCCGUGAUCCGAGGAAGUUUCAUUACUCCGGUACGGCGUGUCCUGAUUUUCGUAAAGGUAACUGUAAGAAAGGUGACGCGUGUGAACACGCGCAUGGUGUUUUCGAGUGUUGGCUUCAUCCUGCACGUUACCGUACUCAGCCGUGUAAAGACGGAACCAGCUGUCGCCGGCGUGUUUGCUUCUUCGCUCACACGCCGGAACAGCUUCGUCUUAACGUUCAGCAGAGUCCAUCUUCCUCACGGAGUGUUAAUUCGCCUGAUUCGUAUGACGGUUCUCCGUUACGACAAAUGGUUACUAUAACGACGCCGCCAGAAUCUCCACCGAUGUCACCGAUGGCGAGCGAGAUGGUGGCGUCGUUACGGAAUUUACAAUUGGGUCGGAUGAAAACUAUGCCAAUUAAUAGAAAUGUUACAAUUGGGUCACCGGUUUUUGGUUCGGGUUCACCGGUUUUUGGGUCACCGCUUCGGUCUGGUUUUUUAAGUUUACCUAAUACACCAACAAAAAAACCAGGUUUAGGCCGGGUUGGUGGGUUUGAUUUAUGGGAUCAGAGUUGUGAAGAGGAGCCUAUAAUGGAGAGAGUUGAGAGUGGAAGAGAUAUUAGGGCUAAGAUGUUUGAGAAAUUAAGCAAAGAAAAUUCAUUGGAGAAUGAGAAUGGAAAUUCGGGUUUGGGUUUGGAGUCGGGUCAACCCGGUCCAGAUGUUGGGUGGGUUUGUGAUUUGUUGAAGUGAAGUGAAGUGAAGAGGUUGUUGGGUUUUUCUUGGAGGUAAUUGGUUUGGUUGGUUAAAAGCGACAUCGGUUUGAGGUUGUUUUUGUUUUGUUGGUACUUUGAAUGUUUGAAGAUUUUACUGUCCUUGCAGUGUGAAUAGAAUGGAAGGAACAAGGAAGUAAGGGAGUGAAAUUUUUGUAAAUAUUUUUAUUCAUAAGGUAUGAGUGAUUAAGGUUGAAGGGUUUAGGGUUUAAUCCGAUCAAUAACCAAUUUAGGAGAUUAAACUCUUUUUGUAUAGCUUUCUAAUCAUUGUUAUUAUUAAUUACUAUUAUGAAUUAUGAAUUAUUAUUAUAUUAC